Molecule: messenger RNA, 1652 nt
Organism: Trichechus manatus latirostris (Florida manatee)
Lineage: Eukaryota; Metazoa; Chordata; Mammalia; Sirenia; Trichechidae
Gene: SYPL2
Product: synaptophysin like 2
Exons: 6
Coding region: 227-1021 (264 amino acids)
Cellular component (GO): synaptic vesicle membrane; synaptic vesicle
Source: RefSeq, a predicted model, not a curated record
CAGCCGGCGGGGCAGAGCCGCGGCCGCGGCCUCGGCGAGCGCGAGCAGCAGCGCCCCGCGACCCACCCCGCCAGCCUGGAGCCCGGCCCACCGACGGCCGCUCGCGCUCCAGCCCCACUCGCUUACGCCGCCGCGGGCCUGCAGCCCCCAGCCCGACCGCGCUCCCCGCAGCUUCCAGGCGAGGAAGCCGAGCCCCCGCGCUGCGCCCAGGCCCCGCUGCUCCAGCAUGUCCUCGACAGAGAGCUCGGGCCGCACCGCGGACAAGUCGCCGCGCGAGCAGGUAGACCGGCCGCUCGUGGGGCUGCGCUGGCAUCGGCUGGAGGAGCCGCUGGGCUUCAUCAAAGUUCUCCAGUGGCUCUUUGCUAUUUUCGCCUUCGGGUCCUGCGGCUCCUACAGCGGGGAGACAGGAGCAACGGUUCGCUGCAACAACGAAGCCAAGGACGUGAGCUCCAUCCUUGUUUCAUUUGGCUAUCCCUUCAGGUUGAACCGGGUCCAGUAUGAGAUGCCCCUCUGCGAUGAUGACUCCACCUCCAAGACCCUACACCUCAUGGGGGACUUCUCUGCCCCUGCCGAGUUCUUUGUGACUCUAGGCAUCUUUUCCUUCUUCUACACCAUGGCUGCACUUGUCCUCUACCUGCGCUUCCACAAGCUCUACACUGAGAACAAGCGCUUCCCUCUAGUGGACUUCUGCGUGACUGUCUCCUUCACCUUCUUCUGGCUGGUAGCUGCAGCUGCUUGGGGCAAGGGCCUGACGGACAUCAAGGGGGCCACCCGGCCAUCCAGCCUGACUGCAGCUAUGUCUGUGUGCCAUGGAGAGGAAGCUGUGUGCAGUGCCGGGGCCACGCCUUCCAUGGGCCUGGUCAACAUCUCUGUGCUCUUUGGCUUUAUCAACUUCUUCCUGUGGGCCGGGAACUGUUGGUUUGUGUUCAAGGAGACCCCGUGGCAUGGGCAGAGCCAGGACCAGGGCCAGGGCCCCAGCCAGGAGAGCGCCACUGAGCAGGGAGCCGUUGAGAAGCAGUAAGCAGCCCCCACCUGGCUACUCCGGAACUGGACAGCACCUCUUCAACCAUCUCCGGCUUCCAGGACCUUCCUUUUCCUCCUCCCUCAACUCCCCUCCCCCAUCAUUCUGGGCUUUGAGCUUUGAGAAGAUGGAUGGGCAGGCAUGAGCCUCUGAAACCUGGGCAGCCCUUCCAGUGGCUUUCUGUCCCUCAUUUUGCUAGAACCCCAGAUGGCAGGAGCUCAGUGCUUCUUGUCUACUGCCUGGACCCAGGCAUCUUACUUGGGGUCUUACUCAUACCCUCAUAGCCUCUGAGAACCAGCCUCUGCUGCAGGUGAGGGUUGGGGGCAGGAGACCAGAGCCCUGAGACUGGUUCCUGGCAUCCUCCUUUAUCUCAACCUGUCCAGCUUCAAUAAAAGGGAGGAGGGGAAAUUGGCUGGCAGCCUUCUCCUUGGUCCCUUGCAUGAAGGGCCCAGCAGUGGUUUGGUGACCCCUCUCAAUGGUUGUCAUCCAGGUCUGUGUCUGCAUUGAUCUCCGGGCAGCUCGGAGCUCGGUGUGCUUCCCACUCUCCUCUCUGGCCUCUGCUUGCCCACAGAGUCCAUCAUAUAUGAACCAGGGAGGCUGACUGGCCUAGAAAACAGCCUUUUAGAGGGUC